Molecule: messenger RNA, 3324 nt
Organism: Aureobasidium namibiae CBS 147.97
Lineage: Eukaryota; Fungi; Ascomycota; Dothideomycetes; Dothideales; Saccotheciaceae
Product: ABC transporter domain-containing protein
Exons: 2
Coding region: 1-3324 (1107 amino acids)
Molecular function (GO): ATP binding; ATP hydrolysis activity
Source: RefSeq, a predicted model, not a curated record
AUGAACAACACAGCCGUCACCUCAAAGUCGGCACCGCCCGCUGCCGAGGACGUCUCGGCCAUCACAAAGAGCAUCUACGAGUCAAAGACGUCGCAAGAGUCGCUCGACGCUGCCUACAGUCUCUGUGAUGUUCUCCUCAACUCGGUCGGCUUCCGCGGCCUCAACGACUACAACGUUCUGCAAGAAGUCAAGAAGGCUGCCACAGACAAGAAGAACAUUGGCCGCCGCGAGGGUGCCAUGUUCGCCCUCGGUGCCAUCUUCGAAAGAUUCCCCAGCAAGCAGCGCCUGAGCGAGGUUGUCUUCCUCCUCCAGCACGACUACCUUUUGCCCAUGGCCCUGGACGCCAUCGCCGACAAGACCCCCAGCGUUCGCGAUGGGGCCAAGUACGCCAUCGAUGCUCUCUACAAGGAGCUCGGUGCCGAGGCCAAGGUUUACGGUCUUCUGCCCAUCCUGAUCAGAUAUCUCCGCAAGGGCUCCUGCAAGUGGCAGAGCGCUGUUGUCGCAUACGAGUUGAUUGGCCGCAUGGCCGACGACGCCAAGAUGGGUAUGGAGAGCCUCGAGGCCGAACAAGCCAAGGACGUUCUCCGUGAAGCCAUGGGACGCAAGCUCGAGGAUCUGAUCCCCAUCGUCGAAGGUGGUAUGCACGAUCUCAAGUCCGAGGUCGCCAAGGCUGCCAUCAAGUCCAUGAACUCCCUCACCACCCUCCUCCAGAACGACGACGUACAGCCUCGUCUUCCUCUUCUGAUCAAGUCGAUGGAGGACCCUUCGACUUCAAGUCUGCAGAAGGCUAUCCACGCCCUUUCGCAAACCACUUUCGUGGCCAUUGUCACCUCCCCCGUUCUCGCCGUCCUCACCCCUCUCCUCGAGCGCUCUCUCAACAGCCCCAGCACUUCGCAAGAAGUUACCCGUCAAACCGUCGUUGUCGUCGAGAACUUGACCAAGCUUGUCCACGAUCCUGUCGAGGCCAGAGCUUUCCUCCCCAAGCUUCUCCCCGGUACCAAGGCUGUCCGCGACAGAGCCUCUCUUCCCGAGGUUCGUGAGAUUGCACAGAGAGCCCUCGACGUUAUCGAGAAGGCCAUGGGCCAACAGGCUAGCGGUGAUCACUCCGAGUCUGAUCGCACUGUUCCUGAAGAGGUUAUCAAGGUCUUGGAGAAGGAGACACAAGCAAAUGGCGGUCUUCUCCAGAUGGCUGGCGAUGCCGACAUCUGGGCUUUGGCCAAGCCUUACAUUUCCACCAUGGUCGCCGAGGAUGCCACUGAUCGCAAGCUCAUGCGCAUCACUGGCAACAUUGCCCCCUACAUGGCUCCCCUUAUGGAGGACGGUAAGGCCGAUGCUGUCGCCGAGGCUGUCCACAAGUACUACAUCGCCGAGGAUGAGCGCAAGUUUGGCGCUCCACCACCUCUUGAGGAUGGCGAGGUUGAGAUUGUCAACGCCACCUUCUCUCUUGGUUACGGUGGUAUGCUUUUGCUUUCUCACACCAACCUUCGUCUUCUCAAGGGUCACCGCUACGGCCUCUGUGGCAGAAACGGUGCCGGAAAGUCCACUCUUAUGCGUGCCAUUGCCAACGGCAAGCUCGAGGGAUUCCCUCCUCAGGAUGAGGUCCGCACCUGCUUCGUCGAGCACAACCAGGGUGAAGACGCUGAUCUUACCAUUCUCAACUACUGCUUGAAGGACCCCGAGCUCCAGGCCGAAGGCCAGGACAGAAUCGUGGCCGUUCUCGAGGAGGUUGGUUUCUCUUCCGGUCCCGAAGGUCGCCAAUCUGAGAAGGUCGGCUCUCUGUCUGGUGGUUGGAAGAUGAAGCUCGCCCUGGCCAGAGCCAUGUUGAUGCGCGCCGAUGUCUUCCUUCUCGACGAACCUACCAACCAUCUCGAUGUUGCCAACGUCAAAUGGCUCCAGGAGUACCUCAAGACUCACACCGACAUCACUUCCCUGAUUGUUUCUCACGACUCUGGUUUCCUUGACGAGGUUUGCACCGACAUCAUCCACUACGAGACCAAGAAGCUUGUCAACUACAAGGGUAACCUUGCUGCUUUCGUCAAGCAAAAGCCCGAAGCUGGUGCUUACUACACUCUCUCCGCUUCCCAGGUUCAAUUCAAGUUCCCUCCUCCCGGUAUCUUGACCGGUGUCAAGUCCAACACCAGAAGCAUUCUCCGUAUGACUGACUGCAACUUUACCUACCCGGGAUCAUCCAAGCCUUCGCUCCAGGGUGUCAGCUGUCAGCUGUCGCUUUCCUCCAGAGUUGCCAUUAUUGGUGCCAACGGUGCUGGUAAAUCUACCCUUAUCAAGCUCCUUACUGGUGAAACCAUCCCUCAGACCGGUAAGGUCGAGAAGCACCCCAACUUGCGUAUUGGUUACAUCAAGCAGCACGCUCUCGAGCACGUUGAGAUGCACUUGGAGAAGACCCCCAACCAGUACCUGCAAUGGCGUUACGCUAAUGGCGACGAUCGUGAGGUUCUGAUGAAGGGAACUCGUCAAUUGACCGACGAGGACAAGGCCCAGAUGGAGAAGUUCGUCGACCUUGGCCCUGGCAUGGGUCAGCGCAAGAUCGAGUCCAUCAUUGGUAGACAAAAGUGGAAGAAGUCCUUCCAGUAUGAGAUCAAGUGGGUCGGUAUGCUGCCCAAGAACAACACCAUGAUCUCUCGCGAGACUCUUAUGGAGCUCGGCUUCCAGAAGCUUGUCCAGGAGUUCGAUGACCACGAGGCCAGCAGAGAAGGUCUUGGUUUCCGUUCGUUGGAGCCCAAGGUCAUCUCCAAGCACUUCGAGGACGUCGGUCUUGACCCCGAGAUUGCCAACCACAACGAAAUCAGUGGUCUGUCUGGUGGUCAGAAGGUCAAGGUCGUCCUUGCUGGUGCCAUGUGGAACAACCCCCAUUUGCUCGUUCUCGACGAGCCUACCAACUUCUUGGACAGAGACUCCCUCGGUGGUCUUGCCGUUGCCAUCCGUGACUACAAGGGUGGUGUCGUUAUGAUUUCUCACAACGAGGAGUUCGUUGGUGCUCUCUGCCCUGAGCAGUGGCACGUCGCUGACGGCCGCCUUACCCAGAAGGGUACUGUUGCCGUCUCGCUCGACCGCUUCGAGGACUCCUCCAAGCCUGGCUCAUCUGUCGCCAGCUCGGUCGUUAGCUCCGCUGUUCCUUCCACUGUUGGCACUCCUACCCAGAGUGACGCCGAAGGUGGUGGUGAUAUGGCUUUCAGAGCCAGAAAGAAGAAGAAGAUGACCAAGAAGGAACAGAAGGAGAGAGAGGUCCGCAGAAGACUGCGUCACAUUGAGUGGCUCAACAGCCCCAAGGGAACUCCUCACCCUCCUGACAGUGACGACGAGUAG